AUGUCGACGGUGGCACAGCUCAAGACAACUAGGACUUCUGCUAAGAGAGCCGUGACCAAUGACAUCAGUCCAAUGCCUGCUUAUGAACAUGAUGGUGUGAUUGUUGAUUUACUUAUUGGUCAGGAUAAUGCAGAAGCUCUUGUACCAUUGGAGGUGCGACGCGGCAGUCCCGAGCAACCUUUUGCAGUCCGUACAUUGUUUGGAUGGUGUGUGAAUGGUCGGUCACCAGUUGGCAGAGUCAGUCGUAAGGUAGUGUCUAAUUUUGUGUCUUGUCUACCCAUUGAUGAUGUCUCUAAGUUGUGGAAGAUAGAAAAUGAGGGCUUGGAGUGUUCUUCGUGGUCGCAGGAAGAUAGGUCUGUGAUCAAGCUGUGGGACCGGGAACAUCGGAAGAUUGAUGGGCACUACGAACUCCCCAUACCCUGGAGAGACAGAGAGGAGUCCUUGCCGAACAACUUCGUCGUGGCCAAGUCCAGGUUAGAUUCACUAGACAAGCGGUUGGUUGAGGGUGGUCUGUAUCCUAAGUACAAAGCAGAGAUCAACAAGCUACUGCAUAAGGGUUAUGCCGAGAGAGUUCCCCCAGAUGAGAUCAUGACAGGUGAGAGGAUUUGGUAUCUUCCACAUCAUGCAGUGGUAACCGACAAGAAGCCCGACAAGCUCAGAGUUGUUUACGAUUGUGCUUGUAAAUUCAAGGGAAAGUCCCUCAACGAGCGUUGUCUACAGGGUCCUGAUCUCAUCAACAAGUUAUUGCUAGUUUUGUUACGUUUUAGACAGCACAGCAUAGCGAUUCAGGCCGACAUCGAAGCCAUGUACAACCAGGUGAAAAUACCACCCCGAGAUAGAGAUGCACUUAGGUUUUUGUGGUACAGUGAUGGUCUCUUGGAAUACUACAGAAUGACUUCCCACUUGUUCGGGGGUGUUUGGUGCGCCUCAAGUUCGACCUAUGCUCUCAGUCGUACAGUUAUUGAUACUCCAAAUGUUCAUCCCUUGGUUAGGUACACUGUGAAUAAGUCAUUUUAUGUUGAUGACUGUCUUAGCUCGGUGUCUUCGAAGACUGAUGCAAAGACUGUUAUCAAGGAAACUCCAAAGGUCCUGCGUAAGGGGGGAUUCAGUUUGAAAAAGUUUGUUGUGAAUGAUGAGGAAUUGUUGAGUGAAGUGUCUGAAGAUUGUGUGGCCGAGGAAGUUCGUACUUUUGGUCCUUUGUGUGAAAGUCGAACUCUGGGUACAAAGUGGAAGGUAUCUACAGAUGAGUUCUUCUUCGAAGUCGGGCGUGACAGGGAGAGUCCUAUCACCAGAAGGAAAAUGUUGAGUGCCGUGUCAUCCAUAUUCGACCCUCUCGGUCUAUUAGGUCCUGUUGUACUUGCCGGUAAACUUCUGUUCCAAAAGGCUACAGCUGAUAAAUUGUCUUGGGAUGAAGCAGUUCCAUCACAGCUUGAAGAUGCAUGGUAUUCCUGGGUGCAGUCAUGUCAUGCUAUGAAGCAGCUGAAAAUUCCUCGGUGUGUCAAACCACGUGAAUUUGAUGAUGCCUUUAUUGAGCUCCAUCAUUUUUCAGAUGCCAGCUCCAAAGCGUAUGGUUGUUGUAGUUACAUCAGGUGUGUUAACAAACAUGGAAUGGUGCAUGUCCAGUUGAUCAUUAGCAAGAAUAAAGUUACACCGUUGAAGCAGUGUACCAUACCACGCUUGGAAUUGCAAGCCGCAGUUGUAGCAGUUAAAGUUGAUGCAUUGUUGAGACGUGAGUUAGAUUUAGACAUCACUUGUUCAAAUUUCUGGACAGAUUCUGAAAUUGUGUUGAAAUACAUCAGUAAUGAUAGUAGGAGGUUUCACAUUUUUGUUGGUAAUAGAGUUGGUCUCAUCAGAGAGUUGACCGAUUCAAAUCAGUGGCAUCAUAUUGACAGCAAGUCUAAUCCAGCUGAUCUUGUGACGAGACCACAGUCGUGCUUGAAGUCAGAUGACAAAUGGUUCCAUGGUCCAGACAUUCUGCACAAGUACAAACAUGAUUGGGAUAUGGGUGAUAGAAAACCAGUAGAUUUGAUGAAUGAGGAUCCAGAAGUCCGUAAGACUUCAAUUGCAGCUUUCGGCGCCGUUACCACGGAAUCUCUUGAUGUUGUAGAUAAGGGUUAUGCAUGCCAGUUAAACCGAGUUGUAGAGAAUGAUCCUAUUGAUCAGUUAAUGCAUAAUUCUUCCUCUUGGUACAGGAUGAAGCGAGCUUUAGCAUGGUGGUUGAGAUUUCUAGAGUUUCUGAUGAAGCGCAAGCUUACAGUGGAGGCCAUUGUUAAUGGGCGACCGUUGACCAAGGUGAAUGAUGAUCCCAGUGACCCUGCGGUUAUAACACCUAAUCACUUAUUGCUCUUGAGAAACAGUUCCAGUUAUCCGCCUGAUUCGUCAUUCCAUGAAUAG
This is a messenger RNA of Patiria miniata (bat star), 2394 nucleotides long. RefSeq lists its product as uncharacterized. The record is from RefSeq and is a predicted model, not a curated record. NCBI's taxonomy places the organism in Eukaryota, Metazoa, Echinodermata, Asteroidea, Valvatida, Asterinidae. The transcript is spliced from 4 exons. The coding region runs from base 1 to 2394 and encodes 797 amino acids.